AUGGUCAUACGUGAUGAUGACACGGCAAACCCUCAACGUGUCAUGGGCUCGUCAGAAAUCAUGAGGCAGCAACGAGAGCAAGGCGGUCUUUCUGAAGAACAUUCAGAAGCCGAAUGGACACUUGAACCCACGCAAGGACAUGUAUUCGACGCUACAAGUCCGAGAGAAAAAGUCACCCUGCAAGCUGGCCACCGAUUUUUCCAUACCAAGAUCGACACCCUUGUACAAAGGAGCAGGUACUUCCAGGAUCUCUUUUAUGGAGAAUUACCGGUGGAAAAACAACAGGACGGUUCCAUUUUCCUUGACGUCGACCCCAACGUUUUUGAACACCUUCUAAGGUACAUGCGUCAUGGGCUUUUCCCUCUAGCCUUCAGUCAGAAGGAUGGCCAUGACUACAAGCUGUACGCCGACAUCCUUAAAGAGGCUCUUAAAUUCCAACUGCCCCUGCUGUGCGACUGGCUGAAAGGGGAGUAUUAUCACAAGUGCGUCUCCUGGCGAGUUUCGAGCAAAGUGCAGAAUAUGGAAGAUGGAAUAUUUGCCGCAGACAACAGCUACAGCACGAUUCAAUUCCUCCCGUUUAAGGAACUAGAAAGGAAAAUCUACAUCUGCCCCCGUGAGAUCCCGAGUCAUAGGGAUCGCCCUGAACGUUGCGGCAGGGCAUGUUUUAGAGCACUGGGUAAUAAUGAGCCUGCUUACGAGAAAGAAAAAGUGACUACUGCAUGCCUGCUAGUUGAGAAAAAGUAUGAGAUAAAUCGGGAAUGGAUGAUGGACUCUAGCUCAUACUUAGUUCUCAGAAAUAACAAAGAGAAGCAUGGUGAAAUAUCCAAUGAGAAAGAUUAA
This is a messenger RNA of Rasamsonia emersonii CBS 393.64, 840 nucleotides long. RefSeq lists its product as uncharacterized. The coding region runs from base 1 to 840 and encodes 279 amino acids. NCBI's taxonomy places the organism in Eukaryota, Fungi, Ascomycota, Eurotiomycetes, Eurotiales, Trichocomaceae. Gene Ontology annotation, molecular function: protein binding. The record is from RefSeq and is a predicted model, not a curated record. The transcript has 4 exons.